AUGAGCUUUUAAAUUCAGAGGAUUACUGAGAAAAAGAAAACUCAAUUCUCUAAUGAAGAUGGCAGUUCUCCACUAUCUUAAAUUGAAGAUUAAGAAAUCGAUCAAUAAGGAUUGAUUUUUGGUGAUAUUGUUAAAAAUUAUGAAAGAAAUAAAAAAAAGAAGCCUACAAUUUCAUCGUUGCUGAAGUCAAGUCCGAAAAAGGUUAAUCCUCCUGAUAUCAUCAAACUUUCAUUAGAUAAGAAGAAAUGCAGCUAAUUGUUUGAAGAGGAUAAACUUUUUGAAUUCAGCUAAAGAUCAUUAAACCCAACUCAGUAUAGAAAUUACAAGAAAAAACAGUAGUAGAACGGAUCUCCUACACCGACUCCAAAAAAGCAUAGUAACAAAGUAAUGCCUGAGCCCAUAAAGGUUCAAAAUGGCAAUAACAAUAACGAAAUGUCUGCUUCAGUCUAACCUUAGUAAAGGAAUUCCAAUCCUUAGGUGUUAUCACCUUAUGUGAUCGCAUCUAUCAUAAAGCUAUAGCAGCAGUAAGAAACUCGUGUAUCGUAAUUGGAUAAGUUGGGAUUAGAUUAAUUUCUCAGCUAAGCUAUGCUAAAUCAACAUAUAAAUAGUUCUAUAAAAAGAGAUCUUAAGAUAGCUCUAGAACGUAAGUUGAUACACCCUCACCACUACCGAUAAUUAUUUCUAGUAGGGACAAAUGCAUAAGUAAUAAUGCUGCAAAAUAAAGGAUAUUAUCAAGCCUUGCUCAAAUAAAAAAGUCAUUAUCCUCUAAAAUACUUUGAUAAAAUAAAGCUCGAUGUUUGUAGAAGCUUUGGAAGUUUGCAAAGUGAUCAAAAAGCUAUUUAUGAGAAAUCUCUUGAUAAUAUACUUUGUGCUAUUGCAAUUAGGAACCCAUACAUACACUAUUGUUAAGGAAUGAAUUAUAUUGGAGUUUUUAUUUUAAAAUAUAUAACAGAUGGUAAUGAGGAAGAAGCUUUUUGGAUAUUUAUUCAAUUACUUGAGUCUUUUUUGUCGUUGGAAAUGUACAACAACGAAGAAUUUUUUGUUUAUUACUUUAAUAUGCUUGAAGAAUAUCUUAAAAUAGAGUUCUCAGAUCUUUAUGAAAAACUGAAGAAAAAUCACGUUCAAAAGUUAUCCUUCCCAUUCAGUGAAUUAUUCACUCUCUUCACUAAUUAGAUAAAACCUUAAAUAACCAUCUAAAUAUGGAUAAAUUUAAUUCUACAAGGGUAAAGAGCACUCUUUAAGAGCGUUAUAACAUUUUUAAAUAUAUUUAAGACAUAGCUGAUUCAGGCAGAUGACUCAGGUAGCAUUCACUAAAUUAUCGAUUAAAUAAAAUAAUAUGACAAUGAAAUAGAAUUUUAAAACGAAUACGAUAAGUGUUACAUAAAUAAAAGAGCUUUUAUGAUAGCAUUAAACACAUAUAGUGAAGUUUAAAGACUAGAAAUUAAUGGGAAUAAAAAAAGUUAACUAGGUUUUAGCUAAAUUAAUGAAUAAUGCGAUUUAAAGUCUCCAAUUUGUAUUCAUGUUUAAUAAACAAUUAAGAAUUUAAAAAGAAGCUUUUCUUAUUUUAUUUAUAAAACUGCUAAUAAUAUUCAAGUCACUGAUUCAGAUUAUUUUAGUGCUGCUAAAUCAUAGGCUGAUUUUAAUUAUCAUCACAAUUAAGUAAGACGGAAUCAAUUGAUUUUAUAAAAUUAAGGUUAAUAAGAUUAACAAAUGUAAUAAUAAAUGGCUUAAUAAUAAGCUGUUAAAUACAUAUAAGGGUAAGCAGAUUUUGAAUAAUAAAUAAUCAUAGAUGAUUUAGAUGAUUUACUUGUAGGAAGAUACUAUCAUAUGUGCUAAGUUAUUGAUUAUAGAUAAAAUAGUAGCAUUUUAAGACCAUCUCUAUCACCUAAAAAUAAAGAAAAAUCUUAAUUUAGGUCUCCAUAGUUUUUAUCAUUAAAAAAAGUAAAUUUAAUUGAAAGUGAAAGCUAAAUCAAUCUUCAAUAAGAAUCAUCUUUAGAUGUAGGUACAGAUCCUUUUCCUGUAUUUUAAUAAACUUCAUCUAUAAUUAUUAAUCCUCAUAGAGAAAAAAGUAAAACACAUUCAAGUGUAUCCAAUGGUGAACCCAAUCAGUAAUAACAGAGGAAGAAAGAAUUCACUUUAUAUCAUUAAAAUUACAUAAGUUAUCAUUAAAAUGAGGAUGAACUAGAUGGUAAUGAAGAAGAAGAGGAGGAUAAAGAUGGAGAUUUUACUUAUAUGUUUAGCAAGAAUUAGUAGUAAAAAGACUAAAGUCCCAAGAGAAGAAAAAGUAUAACGCUACAUGAUGAAGGGUAAAUUAAAUAAUCUUAGGUAGUUGAGCAAAUCGAUUAAAACAUAAAUGAAUAGUUUAAUUAGUAUGAAACUGGGAUAAUAUAAUAAAACCAAGAAUAAGAUUAGCCUGACAAUUCACCUUUAUAAGUUAGAGAGAGAAGUACUUUUAUACUGCUAAAAAAAGAUAAAAACGAUAAAUUUACUAUUUAACUUCCUGCCUAUACUUAAAAUUGCAUCAAAGUUGUAAAUAAUGGAGUCGAAUAAAAAAUUUUGAAAUACUGA
This is a messenger RNA of Tetrahymena thermophila SB210, 2568 nucleotides long. RefSeq names its product rab-GTPase-TBC domain protein. Gene Ontology annotation, molecular function: GTPase activator activity. The transcript is spliced from 6 exons. Lineage: Eukaryota; Ciliophora; Oligohymenophorea; Hymenostomatida; Tetrahymenidae. Gene Ontology annotation, biological process: activation of GTPase activity. The record is from RefSeq and is a predicted model, not a curated record.